Molecule: messenger RNA, 2807 nt
Organism: Macadamia integrifolia
Lineage: Eukaryota; Viridiplantae; Streptophyta; Magnoliopsida; Proteales; Proteaceae
Product: disease resistance protein RPS5-like
Exons: 2
Coding region: 1-2742 (913 amino acids)
Molecular function (GO): ADP binding; protein binding
Source: RefSeq, a predicted model, not a curated record
AUGGAUUUCUUUGGGCCAUUUGUAAGUGUAAUUGACACAUAUCUUAUUGUUCCCAUUGCUCGACAGAUAAAAUAUUUGAGAAACUCCAAAGAAAAUUUAAAUGGCUUGCAAACAGUAGUUCGAGAUCUGAAAGCAAGGAGGAAGGAUGAACAAAGCAGUCUAAAAGCAUCAGAAAACGCUGGACAAGUGGAGACUAAUGUAGCAAGCAACUGGUUCAAGGCCGUCCAAAAAAUUGAACUGGAAGCUGAUGUCAUAAAAAAGGAGUAUAAUGAAAGGACGUAUGCAGGGGGUUGGUGUGUGAACUGCUGGUCACUCUACAAAUUGAGCAAGUGGUCUGUAGAUCUUAAGUUAAAGGCUGAUCAUAGGCUCAGUGAACAAUUUGUUGUGGCAAGGGUGCCUUCUCCAAAGUCUGUGAUAGAGAUGCCAACUGAUCCGAUAAUAGAGAACCAGCAAUCGGCUCAUUGCAAGCUGCUACAGAUGCUUGAUUGCAUAGGUGACUCUGAUCGACGUUUUGGCAUCAUUGGAGUGUAUGGUAUGGGGGGAGUGGGUAAAACCACUCUGGCCAGAGAAGUAAACAAUCACUUCGUAAAGGAUUCUUGUUUUGAGACCGUGAUAAUGGUCAGGGUGUCUGCCACUCCCAACAUACCUAGUAUCCAAACCACAAUCUGUAAGCGCCUCGGAUUACCAGAUAAUAAUGAUGCUGAUGCAUUGUACGAAGCACUAAAGAAGAAGAAAUUUCUUCUAAUUUUGGAUGAUGUGUGGUGCAAACUAAAACUUGAGGAUGUUGGAAUCCCUCACCCAACUCGAAGCAAUAGAGGGAGCAAGAUCCUAGUGACCAGCCGGAGUAAAGAUGUGUGCACUGAUAUGGGUGCCAGAAAAACAAUAAAAGUGCAGCCAUUAUCUGAAGACGAGUCGUGGGAGCUCUUCGUUGAAGUAGCUGGUGAACAUGUUGGUGCCGAUGGCAUAGAGUGCUUUGCUGAAAAACUGGUUGGAAGGUGUAAGGGUCUCCCUCUUGCAAUUGUCACUGUGGGUCAGGCAAUGGCUAAUCGACAUGGGGUUGGGGAGUGGGCAAAUGCGGUAAGGGAAAUGGAACUAUCAGCCACAAAACUUCGAGGUAUGAUAGAUGAAGUAUUCAUUCCUUUAAAAUUUAGUUUUGAUAGAUUGGAGGAUAAUAUGCUUAGGAGUCUUUUUCUUUAUUGUGCCUGCUUCCCUGAAGACCAUAACAUAAGCCAAGAUAAUAUAUUGGAUUAUUGUGUUGGAGAAGGAUUGUUAGAUAUAUUAGGUAGCCUAACAGCUGCCAGGAAUAAAGGUGAGGCUCUGAUAGGAAGCUUGAAAAUUGCUUGCAUGUUAGAAGAUGGAGAGGAGAAAGAUAGUGUGAGGAUUCAUGAUGUGAUGCGGGAGCUUGCAUUUUGGAUUACAUCAUCUUCGGUGUCUGAUGGUAAUCUCAAGUUCUUGAUAUGGAUAGGUGAAACAUUUAAAGAGGCACCGCAGGCUCAUGAGUGGGUAGAUGCAACAAGGAUUUCAUUAAGGGAUACCCAAAUAAGGGAGUUGCCAGAGUUGGAAGAGAAGUGCCGAAAAUUAACCACUUUGCUGCUCAGGAAUAAUGAGAACCUCACUGCUAUUCCCCCAAUAAAUUUCUUGCAACACAUGGAUAAUCUCACUGUACUUGAUCUUUCUAACUCAGAGAAAUUGGAAUAUCUCCCAGAUUCCUUGUCAGGUUUGGUGAAUCUUCGGGUGCUUAGGUUAAGAUUUUGUGAAAGAUUAAGAGAAUUGCCUACAGUGGGAAUGCUCCGACAGCUCCAAGUUUUAGACUUGGGUUUUUGUAGUUUUGAGUUAGACCUGCAAAUCAUGGGAGGUACUAUGAGUAAUUUAAGAUACUUGGAUAUGGAAUGGAGUGGAGUUUCAAUUCCAGUGGGGGUAAUUUCUCGAUUGCAGAAAUUGGAGGAAUUGAAAUUGUGUCUAGCGGAUAAAAUAAAAUGGAGGGUGAGUGGUUUUGGCGAUGAUGAAAAAUGGGAUGGGAACCAUGGGAUGGGUGAGUACUGCUCAUCUAUUAUUGAUGUGGAAGAGUUGUUCCAGUUGACUUAUUUAACAUGUCUUUCUAUUUCCUUUCAAGAUAUCACUAUUUCUGAUUGGUUCAAACCUUUGGAUUGCUUGGGUGUGACAUGUGUGCCCACUAGUGUUGAAGGUGAAGUUGUAAUACAAAAUUGUGAAGAUUUGGAGGUGCUGUUGGAUGGAGUGGAGGAGGAUUCCUUUAAGUGGUUACACCUGAGAAGAUUGCCAAAAUUGAAAAGGAUACGUGGUAGUCUCGCACCACUAAAUUGCUUUGCUCAACUAUGUGGGUUACAAAUAGAGGAAUGCAAUAACUUGAAGAUGAUCUUCACCAAGGGAAUGCCACGUCUGUUCACCAACUUGAAGGAUAUUGAAGUUCACGAUUGUGAGAGAAUGGAAGUAAUAAUUGAGGAAGAAGAAGAAGAAGAAGCUGCUGGUGUCAUCUCACCAUUCCCAAGACUAAAUACAUUAUGGCUAUUUAACCUACCAGCACUAACUGAAGUGUGCACCAAUCACAUCUUGUAUUGUCCCCUUAUAAAUUGGGUGAGGGUUGAAAACUGUGAGAAGUUAAAGAAGAAUCCUCUCAACAUACGAAAUGCAGACGGUUUACUCGUCAUCGAGGAGGAGAAAAAAUCUUGGAGAAAAGGCAGUAAGGUCAUGGAAGAGGAAAUUCAAGCAUCAUCAUCUAUGUGAGUAUCACAAGAGAGAAACCAAUAUUAUUUCUGGGUUUCUUUAAAUUGAUUCGCUGCUCUGUUCAG